UAUUCCGUGCUUUACAAUUGAUUGUAAAUCUUUAUUAUGUUUUCCUGUGCUGUCUGUAAAAUAUUUCGUGAUGGUCACCCAUCGCACAAAAGGGAAAGCUUCUGGGCUUGGAUUGUUUGCUUCGCCGCUGCAACGAAUCUGGCUUUCACCACUGGAUUGGUUUAUAGUUUUGGAGUGCUCUUGCCGAUAUUCAUGGAUCAUUUUAAAGAAAGCCGAGAACGUACAGCCUGGGUUGGUUCGCUACCUAUCGCCCUGGUGCCGUUCUUUUCCAUAUUUGCAAGCUCCUUAGCCAACCGAUUUGGCUGCCGAACGGUGUCUGUGACGGGAUGUAUGGCAUUUGCGCUCAGUUUAGUGACAGCUUCAUUGGCUAAGAACUUGACCGUCUUGUACGUAGCCUUUAGCGUUAUUGGGAUUGGGGCUAGUUGUGCAUUAGUGUCAGGUUUAGUAAUGGUUCGAAAAUGUUUUGACAAACGCGAAGCAUUUGCUCUUGGAAUCGUUUCAACGGGGCAAGGCUUGGGAACAAUGGUUCUCAGCCAAGUUCUUCAAUAUCUUACUGACGCUGUCGGCUGGAGAAGUACCUUGCGGAUCAUGGCGGGUGCUUUAGUUUUAAACGCAUUGCUUGCUUUGCUUUUUGAUUCUAAAGUGGACACAGAAAACUCUGAGAGCGGGGAACAGCUUUCAAGUGAAGAGGAUGGACAGAGAAGAAAGUCCAAACGAUUCACAUUCCAUUGCUCCGUAUGGAAAGUUCCCAGUGUUAUUACGCUUACAAUCACAGGAGUGUUCUUUAUGUUUGGUCGUUCUAUAAUCUAUGUGCUUGUGGUGAAAUACUCCGUAGAUCGUGGGAUGUCUUCUGCAGCGUCGUCAAGGCUCGUUCUUUUUAUGGGAAUCAAUAUUGUUCUUGGCCGAUUUGUGAGUGGCUUUCUGUGCUCCAUCAAACGACUCGAUAACUGGUUUAUUUUACAAGGCAUGGCAAUCACAAACGGCGUCUCGACAAUGCUCCUUGCCUUGGCUAACAGCUACGAAUGGUUAGUCGCAUAUUCCGUUAUAUUCGGGUUUUGUGACGGGGCAAUGGGUGUAUUGGUUAACAUCAUAGCUCUGACAUGCGUAGAUCCCUCUAAAGCAGGUUCAGCCUUUGGUAACGUUUUGCUGGCGACGUCCUUGGUGACAUUAGUUGGACCUCCUCUGUCAGGUUUUACCGUCGACAAACUUGGCACAUAUGGGCCUGCAUUCUUCAUGGCUGGCGGUGCUCUUAUUGUAGCUUCGUUUACUCCAUGGAUACUGUGCUGUCUUAGAGACAGGAAAACUGAAAAGAUCGAAGUAUCUCUUGAAGACUAUGAUGAUGGAACCGAUACCCAGCACUUGAAGGAGGAUAGCUGUCAUCACGAGCCUGGCUUGGAGGAGAUAACACCAGUUUCCGCAGUCCGCAGUCAACAAUGAAUUAUUCAUGUAAAUGAGUUUACAGAUAAUCACAUUGUUAAGGGGCGCUGGUGUUGGUGUGAUGGGUUUGCAGUCCACUCAAUUUCCAAAAAUAAAAAUUGUGAAUUCCAGUUGAUUGAAGCUGGAAUGACAUCAAAUACUAUCUCGCACCAAAGCUAAAAUGCUUCAAACGAACGUUAAGAAUCAUACAAGUGAUCACAAUAAUACUCAAAAGAGAGUGUGGAUAUUUCCCGAGAUUUUAUCCAAUGCGUGAAGUCGUCAAAUUCAUGUCUUGCUGGGCAACAGGAGCAAGGCAUCAUCUGUUCAUUUUGAUUACAAUACUAGCCCUUUGACCUUUAAGAGUGACUAGCGUCUAAUUUCUCCUUAAAAUAUCACUUUUGGGUAAUUAAAAUGAAGGAAAUGAUCACCUACCAGAAAAGUUCUCAGUUUUGAGCGUGCAUAACUUCUGCUCGACGCUGAGAUUGUCAAGAUGAUUGUAAAUUAAGUGGGCUUUGUUCUCCAGUUACAUACCCUCGUGCGCUCCGCGCAAGUCUUUGAACAGCUCACUACUUAGAGAGUGCACGAAUGUAUCUCACAAACCCGCUGAAGGCCAUAAUAUUCUGUCCAGAUAGAAAGGCAAGCAAAAGCAUAUACUCCGUUGUCCGUGCAGUUGGGAUAUCCAUUCCUUCUUCUACUAGUGCGCCUUGGGCUUUAAAGUCAGUCCAGUGGGAUACGCAACUCGAAUACGAAAUCUUGUUUAGCCUUGUGGCCGUGCAUCUCUUCGUUUAUUUGACGCACCGGCAAUUAAGAUGACAAGCUUGAGUAAAACCGUAAGAUGUCUUCUGCUUAGCGCUUAGAUAGUGUAUCAAAAUAGGCAUGAAGUGUGUUCUGUUUCAGUUGCAUACACACAUGCAAGGAAAUCAAGCAAAAUGCAACCACGGUUCAUUACAAUUGAUUUAGGUUAAAAAUCACCCAGAUAAAUCACUUUAUUUCAAGUGAUGGAAGAGGGAGAGGAGAGGACGAGGAGAAAAAAGGAUUAAAAGCCCGAGACAAUGGAGAGAGUACAUAAGGUUACUUUAAAUGGAUUAGAGAGCUUGAAAAUAACUGCAUUCAAUUGCAAAUUAACAGAGGGGUAUCAGAUUAAAAACUUUUCCUUUUGCUUCUAAAGCUUAAAUUGUAGAUGAAUGCAAACAGGCGAGGUCAAUGCAAACAGCAUAUAAGAUUACCUGAAUGGAGUAUUAAACUGCAUAUUUAACAAAGGGGUCUCAGUUUGGAAACUUACAAAGUAAAACUUACAAAAGAAAAUAAAACUUCU
Messenger RNA from Pocillopora verrucosa, 2731 nucleotides. RefSeq names its product monocarboxylate transporter 12-like. Gene Ontology annotation, biological process: transmembrane transport. Lineage: Eukaryota; Metazoa; Cnidaria; Anthozoa; Scleractinia; Pocilloporidae. Gene Ontology annotation, cellular component: membrane. The record is from RefSeq and is a predicted model, not a curated record. Gene Ontology annotation, molecular function: monocarboxylic acid transmembrane transporter activity.